CUCGAGACGGAUAUCUCGGCCACCUCGUAGAUCAGGUUGGUUCAAUGAUCUACACCGCAUGAGCCACCACAGCCGUGAGUGGCAACUAUCUUCACUAACAAUGACCGGAGGAAUGGAGAAGUGCUCGGGUAGGUUGUUUUCGAGAGAUCCGAUUUUUGGGACACGUCGGUAUGCUUCUAGAUAUGCAACGUAGAUCAGUCUGCGAAGGAUAUAUAGCUGGUACUCAGCCAGAGUUCUAUGUGAGUCUCAAAACACUCUCUACUGCUCCUUCAUUCGAAUUGAUCGUAUCUCUAACCGCCCAAAUGCGCGCGUUCUCAUCCAUCCUCAGCUAUAGCAGCGCCCUUCUAGCGUUCUGUCGUCCCACAUGCCUCGCCGCACCCCAUCAACGCAGGAGUGCAGGUCCCUACGACAGCGCGCCAGUUUCGACUGUCUUCCAACUCGACCAUAAUCAAACCUGGUUCGAGAAUCUUGUGGUGCAGCGCAAUAGCAGCAUCCUCGCAACUCGCAUCGACGUUCCGGAGCUUUGGUCAAUUGACCCAGCAACCAAGAAUGGCACCAGCAGCCAAGGAACAGGAUCCUUGCUUUACAAGUUUCCCAACGCCACAAGCCUUCUAGGCAUCGCAGAGGUUGAAAAGGACGUGUUCGCGAUUGUCUCUGGUAACCUUUCUCUCCCCAGUACGAUACCAACGCCGGGAUCUUACAAGAUAUGGACCAUUGAUCUCACCGGCGAGAAGCCCCAUGCAAAACUUCUCGCACCGAUUCCCGAUGGAGUCUUCCUGGAUGGACUGGCUAAAUUCAGUGAUGAUCUCCUCCUAACCACGGACGCCGCCAAGGGCGUCAUUUGGCGCCUCAAUACCACGACUGGAGAAAGCUCGCAGGUCUUGUCCCAUCCGUCCAUGAAGCCAGCGGACGGGCAGCCGAUCCUGGUGGGUGUGAAUGGAUUGAAGGUCCAAAAAGGCUAUAUCUACUACACCAGUACCACCCAGGAGGUGUUCGCUCGCUUCCCAGUUGACGAGAAUGCGACCCCUACUGGUCCUAUCGAGGUUAUUACUAGUGGAUUAACCUUCGACGACUUUGCACUGGCGGACGAUGGGACAGCGUAUCUAUCGACGAACCCUCAAAAUGAACUGUUGAGAAUCUCUCCGGAGGGCAAGGUCCGUCUUAUUGCUGGCAGUCAGGUUACGAAAACCGUCGCAGGGUCGACGGCAGUUGCUUUCGCCAAUGAUGAGCAAUCGGUUUUGUAUGUCUCGACGAGCGGUGCGUCGGUCGAGCCAGUCCUUUGCAAGACGGUGGAGCCUGCCAAGAUCGUGGCUGUCAAGCUGAGAGGUGCAUCUUGAGCUGAGUGACUGGU
Aspergillus glaucus CBS 516.65 is the source of this 1351-nucleotide messenger RNA. RefSeq lists its product as uncharacterized. The record is from RefSeq and is a predicted model, not a curated record. The transcript has a single exon. NCBI's taxonomy places the organism in Eukaryota, Fungi, Ascomycota, Eurotiomycetes, Eurotiales, Aspergillaceae. Bases 171 to 1337 code for a protein of 388 amino acids.